This is a messenger RNA of Phragmites australis (common reed), 1724 nucleotides long. Its product is annotated as ubiquitin carboxyl-terminal hydrolase 2-like. Gene Ontology annotation, molecular function: cysteine-type deubiquitinase activity. Bases 492 to 1487 code for a protein of 331 amino acids. Gene Ontology annotation, cellular component: cytoplasm. The transcript has 7 exons. Gene Ontology annotation, biological process: ubiquitin-dependent protein catabolic process; protein deubiquitination. The record is from RefSeq and is a predicted model, not a curated record. NCBI's taxonomy places the organism in Eukaryota, Viridiplantae, Streptophyta, Magnoliopsida, Poales, Poaceae.
AUUCGAAAGAGACCCAAAAACCUGCUGGGCCUGCCUCUCUUGGUGUCGUCGUCUUCUUCCACCCCAGCGCCGAAUCUCCCUCCCUCUCGACUGCUCUUGGAUUGACGUCCACUGGAGAUUCAUCCGCACUGGCCACUGGGGAUUGACUUCUUCAUCAUCUUCUUCUGCUGCUGCGGCGGCUGCUGGCUGCCCCGUUACCCGUUCUUCCACUGCUCGGCUCCACCAUCCAUACGGUCUGCCGGCGGUUCCCAUCCCAAAUCCACCCACCGAAACCCUAAAUCGGCUGCUGGUUCCGACCUCCGCUCAUCUCGCCGGCUCCAAGGAGGAAGGAGCGCUUCUCACGUAGCCGUUGUCCCCGUCCUUGGCCAUCCAUCACCACUGCCGCCUCCUUCAUCUCUCCUCAACUGGAGUGUGGAGCGACGUGGGGGGCCGCAGAUCCACCCGACUCGAUUUGAUUACCUCUUUUGUUGACUUGGAGAGUGCUUCUUACCAUGUCUUGGGACGCAAUCGAGAAUGAUCCUGGUGUUUUUACUGAAUUACUGCAACAGAUGCAAGUGAAGGGUCUUCAAGUUGAUGAACUUUAUUCACUUGACCUGGAUGCUCUCAAUGAUCUUCAGCCAGUUUAUGGGCUCAUAGUGCUGUACAAAUGGCGACCUCCAGAAAAGGAUGAGCGUCCUGUCAUCAGGGAUGCAAUUCCAAACCUUUUCUUUGCUAACCAGAUAAUUAACAAUGCAUGUGCAACCCAAGCUAUCCUUUCAGUUGUCUUGAACUCUCCUGGCGUCACCCUUAGUGAUGACCUGAAAAAGCUGAAGGAGUUUGCAAAGGACUUGCCACCCGAACUCAAAGGAUUGGCUAUAGUAAAUUGUGAAAGCAUUCGUAUGUCUAAUAACUCAUUUGCUAGGUCAGAAAUCCCGGAGGAGCAGAAAUCAUUUAGCAAGGAUGAUGAUGUUUACCAUUUCAUAAGCUAUGUUCCAGUGGAUGGUGUCCUAUACGAGCUUGAUGGACUAAAAGAAGGACCCAUAAGCCUGGGAAAAUGCCCAGGUGGUGUUGGUGAGGUGGGAUGGUUAAGGAUGGCCCAGCCUGUCAUUCAAGAACACAUUGACCGGUUCUCUCAGAAUGAGAUAAGGUUCAGUGUGAUGGCUAUUUUGAAGAACCGGAAGGAGAUGUACACUGCAGAGCUCAAAGAACUUCAGAGGAAGAGGGAGAGCCUCUUGACCCAAAUGGGUGAUCCUUCUGCCAGUAGGCACGUGCCAUCUGUUGAGCAGUCGCUAGCAGAGGUGGCUGCUCAGAUCGAGGCUGUGACAGAGAAGAUCAUAAUGGAAGAGGAGAAGUUCAAGAAGUGGAAGACGGAGAACAUCAGGAGGAAGCACAACUUCGUGCCGUUCUUAUUCAAUUUCCUCAAGAUCCUUGAGGAGAAGAAGCAGUUGAAGCCCCUGAUAGAGAAGGCGAAGGCAAAGCAGAAGUCAUACAGCCCCAAUCCUAGGUGAAAGCUGCAAUGUCUUUAUUGUCUAUCAGUGAGCUAUUACGCACUUUUAAAGGAUGGCUGCUUCUAAGGCAAACCUCCUGGUUUCUUGUAUAGGUAGCUGAGUGGCCUUUGUUUUCUUGGCCAGUGUUUGAACCUAUGCUUAUUCCCAGUUUUAGAUAUGGCACAUAUGUCUACUUAACUAUAUUCAGGUGCAUCUUGAAGAUCUCAGGCGAAUGCCCCCGUGGAGUUUAUCCAGUCA